AUGGCGAAGAAGUGCAAAGGAAAGAAAGGUGGUGAUUACUGGGACGAGGAUUUUGAAACCGAUGCUCCUCAAGCUGAAGAAUUCGGUACCCCAGCACCAACUGAAGAAGGCAAUGGUGAAGAAGAAGAAUCAAAAGGUCCUUCAGGUCCAACUGAAGCUGGUGAAGAUGACUUUGGUGGUGAUUUCAUGGCCACUUUGAAGAAGAAUAAAGAAAAAAAGGCUAAAGCUGCUGAAGAAAAACCAAAGAAUGGUGGUGGUAAUGGUCCAGUUGUUAAAUCAAAGAAAGAAAAGGAAAAAGAGAAGAAAGAAAAAGAGAAACAACGUAAGAAGGAAAUGGCUGCUAAGAAGAAAGCCAAUGCUGCUGCUAAUAAAGGUACUGGAUCUCAAUCUGUUGAAGCUGAUGAAUCAAAAGCAAAAGCUGAAAAAGAAGCUAAGGCUAAAGCUGAAAAAGAAGCCGCUGAUGCUAAAGCUAAAGCUGAUGCCAACAAAGCUAAAGGUAAGAAAGUACCAGCUGGUAUCGCUGCUUUAAGACGUCAAUUAGAAUUGAAAAAACAAGCUGAAGAAGAAGAAGCUCGUUUAAUUGAAGAAGAAGAAAGAUUACUUAAAGAAGAAGAAGCAAAAUUAGCUGAACAAGAGAAAGAGAAAGAAGCUGCUAGAGCUGCUAAGAAAGAAAGAGAAAGAGCUAAAAAGGAACAAUUAAAAGCUGAAGGUAAAUUAUUAACCAAGAAACAAAAAGAAGAAAAAAGAGCUAUUGAACGUCGUCGUGAACAAUUAUUAGCUUCUGGUGCUAUUGUUGGUGGUUUACAAAAAGAAUCUGGUGAAACUUCUGAAGCUCCAAAACCUAAAAAAGUUGUUUAUGGUAAAAAGAAGAAAUCUACAAAAACUCCUGAACAAGAAAAAGCUGAAAAAGAAGCUGCUGAAGCCGCUAAAAAAGCCGCUGAAGCUGCUAAAGCUGAUGAAGAAGGUGAUGAUGAUGCUUUAGUUGAUGAUUGGGAAAAAAUGGCUUUGGAAGAUGAUGAACCAUUAGCUGAUGAUUGGGAAGCUGCUGCUGAAGAUAAACCAUCAACUGCUUCAACUAGUGAAGAAACUCCAGAAGCUGAAGAAGUUGAAGAAGAAAAAGAAGAAGAAGUUGAAGCUGAAGUUUCAAAUAAAGAAGCUCUUGCUGCUCAAAAAGCUAAAGAAGAAGCUGAAUUACAAGCUAAAGCUAAAGAAGCUGAAGAAAAAUUAAAACAAGCUGAAAAAUAUUCUAAAAAGGCUUCUAAACAACAAUCUUCUGGUCAAGGUGAUUUACGUUCUCCAAUUUGUGUUAUCUUGGGUCAUGUUGAUACUGGUAAAACUAAAUUAUUGGAUAAAAUUCGUCAAACUAAUGUUCAAGGUGGUGAAGCUGGUGGUAUUACUCAACAAAUUGGUGCUACUUAUUUCCCAAUUGAAGCUAUUAAAACUAAAACCGCAGUUAUGGCUGCUCAUGAAAAACAAACAUUUGAUGUUCCAGGUUUAUUAAUUAUUGAUACACCAGGUCACGAAUCUUUCUCUAACUUACGUUCUCGUGGUUCUUCAUUAUGUAACAUUGCCGUUUUGGUUAUUGAUAUUAUGCAUGGUUUAGAACAACAAACUUUAGAAUCAAUUAAAUUAUUACGUGAUAGAAAAACUCCAUUCGUUGUUGCAUUAAAUAAAAUUGAUCGUUUAUAUGAUUGGCAAACAACUCCAAACAAUUCAUUCAGAGAUUCUUUCUCUAAACAAACUCGUUCAGUUCAACAAGAAUUCGAUGAUAGAUACACAAAAAUUAAAGUUGCAUUAGCUGAACAAGGUUUGAAUUCUGAAUUAUAUUUCCAAAACAGAAACAUGUCUAAAUAUGUUUCUAUUGUUCCAACUUCUGCUGUUACAGGUGAAGGUGUUCCAGAUUUAUUAUGGUUAUUAUUAGAAUUAACUCAAAAGAGAAUGUCAAAACAAUUGAUGUACAUUACAGAAUGUGAAGCUACUAUUUUGGAAGUUAAAGUUAUUGAAGGUUUAGGUACAACUAUUGAUGUUAUUUUAUCAAAUGGUUAUUUGAGAGAGGGUGAUAGAAUCGUGUUAUGUGGUAUGAAUGGUCCAAUAGCGACGAAUGUUCGUGCCUUAUUAACUCCACAACCAUUACGUGAAUUAAGAUUGAAAUCUGAAUAUGUUCAUCAUAAAGAAGUUAAAGCAGCUUUAGGUGUUAAAAUUGCUGCUAACGAUCUGGAAAAGGCUGUUGCAGGUUCUCGUUUGAUUGUUGUUAACUCUGAAGAAGAAGAAGAAGAUGCUAUGGAUGAAGUUAUGGAUGAUUUAACCGGUUUACUGGAUUCUGUUGAUACUAGUGGUCGUGGUGUUACUGUUCAAGCUUCAACUUUAGGUUCUUUAGAAGCCUUAUUGGAUUUCUUAAAAGAUAUGAAAAUUCCAGUUAUGUCUAUUGGUUUAGGUCCAAUUUAUAAACGUGAUGUUAUGAAAGCUACCACCAUGUUGGAUAAAGCUAAAGAAUAUGCUGUUAUGUUAUGUUUUGAUGUUAAAGUUGAUAAAGAAGCUCAACAAUAUGCUGAUGAACAAGGUAUUCAAAUGUUCACAGCUGAUGUUAUUUAUCAUUUAUUUGAUGCUUUCACUGCUUACCAACAAAAAUUAUUAGAACAACGUCGUAAAGAUUUCUUGGAAUAUGCUAUUUAUCCAGUUGUCUUGAAAACUGUUCAAAUCAUUAACAAACGUAAUCCAAUGAUUAUUGGUGUUGAUGUUGUUGAAGGUACUUUAAGAAUUGGUACACCAAUUUGUGCUGUUAAAAUAGAUCCAGAAACAAAACAAAAGGCAACUAUGCUUUUAGGUAGAGUUGUUUCAUUAGAAGUUAACCAUAAAUCAGUUGAUAUUGUUAAAAAGAAUACUACAAGUGCGGGUGUUGCUAUGCGUUUAGAAAAUCCAUCAUCUGCUCAACCAGUUUGGGGUCGUCAUGUUGAUGAAAAAGAUAACUUGUACUCAUUAAUCACAAGAAGAUCUAUUGAUACUCUGAAAGAUCCUGCAUUCCGUGACCAAGUUACUAGAGAUGAUUGGUUAUUACUUAAAUCAUUAAAACCAAUCUUUGACAUUAAAUGA
Hansenula ciferrii is the source of this 3090-nucleotide messenger RNA. It is a transcript of the gene FUN12, whose product is annotated as translation initiation factor eIF5B. NCBI's taxonomy places the organism in Eukaryota, Fungi, Ascomycota, Saccharomycetes, Phaffomycetales, Wickerhamomycetaceae. The transcript is spliced from 2 exons. The record is from RefSeq and is a predicted model, not a curated record. Bases 1 to 3090 code for a protein of 1029 amino acids. Gene Ontology annotation, molecular function: GTPase activity; translation initiation factor activity; GTP binding.